GUUCAAAUCCAGAUGGACAGCUAUACCCUCCGCUGAUCACCGCUCCGUCUACCAGAGCUAUUACAGGUCUUCAGGGCUGAAACAUGAGCGACUUCUUGACCCUCUCCACGGGGCAGAGGAUGCCCGUGGUCGGACUCGGCACAUGGAAGAGUGCUCCAGGACAGGUGAAGCAGGCCGUGCUGGCAGCGUUGGAUUGUGGGUACAGACACAUUGACUGUGCUGCUGCGUACGGCAACGAGCAGGAGGUGGGGGGGGCUCUGUCUCUCAGGGUCGGCUCCGGGAAGGCUCUGCGUCGUGAGGAUGUGUUUGUAACAUCCAAACUGUGGAACACCAAGCAUGACCCGGAGGAUGUGGAGGAGGCCUGCAGGACCAGCCUGGCCCACCUGGGUCUCUCCUACCUGGACCUGUACCUCAUGCACUGGCCCAUGGCCUUCCAGCGGGGGAAGGAGCUGAUGCCUCGGAGGGACGAUGGAAGUAUUUGUUACUCUGACACACACUACAGAGACACCUGGGCAGCCAUGGAGAGCCUGGUGGACGAAGGUCUGGUGAAAGCUAUCGGACUCUCCAACUUCAACGCCAGGCAGAUGGAUGACAUCAUCAGCAUGGCCAGACACGCCCCUGUGGUGAACCAGGUGGAGUGCCAUCCUUAUUUGUCUCAAGCAGAUCUCCUGUCUCACUGUCGGUCCGUGGCAGUGUGUGUGACGGCCUACAGUCCUCUGGGCAGCGGGGACAGACCCUGGGCCGCUCCAGAUGACCGGAGUCUGCUGACGGAUCCUCGACUAGCAGCCAUCGCACAGAGAUAUCAGAAAACACCGGCCCAGGUCGUACUCAGGUGGCAUGUUCAGAGAGGCGUGGUGUGCAUCCCUAAGAGUGUGACGCCCUCCAGGAUCCAGCAGAACCUGCAGGUGCUCGACUUUUCUCUGUCUGCAGACGACAUGAAGCUGCUCGAGUCCUUCAACUGCAACCAGCGCCUCAUCGUCCCAGCGGUGGAGAGGGAUGGCAAGAGAGUGUGGAGAGAUGCAGAACAUCCUCAUUUCCCCUUCAAUGAUCCUUACUGAGGCGACACAAGAUAGAUGCAAUAGUGUUUUUAACAUGAUUGUCACAAUAAAAUAUGGAAAAAAA
Molecule: messenger RNA, 1122 nt
Organism: Trematomus bernacchii (emerald rockcod)
Lineage: Eukaryota; Metazoa; Chordata; Actinopteri; Perciformes; Nototheniidae
Gene: akr1a1a
Product: aldo-keto reductase family 1, member A1a (aldehyde reductase)
Exons: 9
Coding region: 84-1058 (324 amino acids)
Biological process (GO): aldehyde catabolic process
Cellular component (GO): cytosol
Molecular function (GO): aldose reductase (NADPH) activity
Source: RefSeq, a predicted model, not a curated record